AACAAAAAUGUUGCUGGAAAACCAAAAUCUUAUUUCCAAAUUUCCAAAGUAAUUUUCAUAUAACUAGAGUAACUUUAUCAAUUAAACUGGAUAGACUAGAAAACUGCGUCAUAGAAGGUAAUCAUUUCAGAGAAAGAGAAAACAUUACGAAAAGUACAGACGUUUAAGUCGACCAGAAUAAUGUGUGGCAAUGAUAGUUUGACAAAGAAUACUUUAGAAGCGGUACCUGAAUCACCACAAUACUCUAAGGGACUAAAUGAGAGGUCAGCAGAAAAGAACGUCAGUGAUGAAUUACAAGAAGAAUUAAUUCCGCGUCGAAAAAAUGUCGAGUGUCCAUUUCAAAUGAAAAAGAUUAACCGGAAUGAUGAUUUAUCACAGUCUGUAUUAGAAACAGAACAGGAGCCUGAUUAUUCCUUAAGUGUUGGCCAUUCAGAAAAUAAUAUUGAUGAUUCCUUGAAUGGAAAUGAUGAUUUUAAUGUUACUGACAAUCAACUCAAAGACAUUGAUCCAUUGACAAUCUACUCACAGGACAGUGAUGGAGACACAUUGUUGCAUAUGGCAAUAAUUCUGCAGAAGACGAGGGAAUGUAUGAUUUUUAUAUCACUGUCACCAACAUAUAGAUGGAUUUCAUUUCAAAAUCUGCUCUUUCAGACACCGUUACAUUUAGCAGCAAUAACUAAUCAGCCUAAAGUCACGAGAAGAUUGGUGAUUGCUGGAGCAAAUGUGACGUCACAAGACAAAGAUGGUAACACCGCUUUACAUAUUGCAUGCCGGGAUGGACGUUUGGAUGUAUUGACAUCAUUGCUUGAACCAGUACGAUAUAGUGAAACAAAACAAAACAAGUAUGAACUACCAUACCAAAACAUUCCUCAAGAUUUCAAAGUCACGAAUUAUGACGGACUAACAUGCCUUCAUUUAGCAGCAAUUAAUGGACAUAUAGAUAUUAUUGAAAUUUUGAUCAAAAAUGACAUUGAUGUAAACAUGAAGGAAUGGAAAACGGGCAGAUCUGUUCUGCACAAUGCUUGUCUAAAAGGUGAUAUCAAUUUAGUUAAAAUAUUAUUACGUCACAAAGCAUGUGAUAUAAAUGCACGGGCAUUUGACGGGAGCACGCCUUUUGAUCUUGCACGUUGCCUCUCAUAUAGUAAUAUAUGUAUGACGUUAGCUGGAGCGGGAGCAAGAUAUGGCGAAGAUCACUCAGAUACAGAGUAAAUAUCGCCCUGAAUACAUUAGCAGACAUAUCAAACUACUUAGUCAUUGAAUAAUAUUAUGCAACUGAUGUCAUUAACAUAAGUGAAGUACUGUUAAUAUUUGUCUCUUCCUGAUAUUUAUGUUAAAAGGACUGAUUUGUACCUGCAUGUACAUUGUUGAUUUCGUAAUAUAACCUUUAUCUUGUUACAACUGGUGCAUUUCGGUUUAUUUGCUUGCAACUUGUAACUAAUAUCUAGUAAAUUAAGAAAUUAUUUAAUACAAUGAAGUAAUCAUGUAUCGUAAUCAUGAAUCUUAUUAGCGCAUCAGAUAUCACUAGAGGCUGAAGAGAAUUGUUCUAUUUCCGUGGCUGAGAAGGGAUUUUUCUGAAAUGUAAUCAAUGAAAAACAUCUCAAUACCUUCAAAUAUGCAGUUCUUACACAAGAAAGAAAACUAUUUCAUAACGAGUACAUACAUAACUUAUCAAUAGUAUCAAUAGUAUUCUUAAAUAAUUCAGACAUAGUUUUAUAUGAAAACUAGGAAGUAAACACGUCAGACUUCGUCUAGCAUAUUCUUGGUAUAUUCGUAAUGGAAGCUCUGCUUUUAUUUUCGGUUUUCCUUUUCCUGUAUUUCCAAAAUAAGACAUGACUGUGCAUAAAGAUUAAACAGUCAAUAAAUGAAGGACAUACAGAGGUACAUAAGUAAACACUAAUUAGCAAAAGUAAACACGCCUAAAAUAAUCAUGACUUUUAUGUAAAAUGGUUCGAAAGUAAAUAGUUUUCAUUUUCACUGUUGAUUUCAUGCCAUUUAGGUAUCAAUGAUCAUCUAUUUCUCAUCUACAUCUAUCGAAAUGUUGCCCUUUGUCAAAAAUAAUUAUAAGGUCCUUUGUUUUCAUGAUUAAUAGUUUUUUACAACCUUUUGUUUGGCACGAAGGAUGUAACUAUGUGAUAAAAAUCAAUGACUUCACAGUACAACUGCUCAACACUGAAAUUUUUUCGCCUAGAGUUUUAAGCAUUUCCGGUCGUUUUCAAUCUAUAUAUCUUAGGUAGCAGGGUACACUUCGAAUUUUGGCCCCCGUCAAUAUGUGUUAUAAUUAGAACUUCGUGAUUUUGGAUGUCUGUAAAUUAAGGUGAGAGAAAAUGAUUGUUAAUUCCGUGCUUGUUGAUUGAUACUCAGGAACUUUUUCGCUAUUUUGUGAAAAAAAACGAGCUGGAUGGGCCCCCAUUCCCUUUAUAUCCUGUAGUUCAGUAGGGACUAUUAAAUUGAGAAAUGCAAUGAAAUUGGGCAUUAUUCCUGCAGCGGGAUCAUUGCAGCCUGUUCAAAAGGUGCAAAAUUGAUGAUUUUGGCAUGCUAUUAUUAAUGGAAUAAGUAAAACUUUCGUUUUGAUAACUUUCUGUAUUCUUGUAUGAGAGUCAUGAUCUUGUCAUUAAUUAAAAGCACAAAACAUUCACGCACUUUAUAAAGUGGCCAUCCUGAAUCUGCUUAUUUGGGAAGUGCAAUAUUGCGACGCGCUACAUGUAAGCAUGGUCGUGCCCAAAUUGUUCGACCCUAAGUGUACCCUGCUACCUUAAGGGAAAUCUGCCAAAAUUAAAUUUUGAAAGAAUUCUUAAAAUUGUGCGGUUUCACACAGUUUAGAACCUCUUCUUCGAUAUUCUAAACUUUCUGAGGACUUAAAACGUUACCUGACGGCACAGCAGCUCAAAAAAUGUUACGGUGAGGACACAUAUAAGCAUAAAAGUCAAAAUACAUGCAUACGAUUUAUUUAGAUUCUAGCACCAUUAACAGAACUCUAGUACAGUAAAAACAUAUUUUUUAUCAUUAUUAACCAACAUAGCACAUAUCUGGCCCACCAGCUAUGCAUUUCGUCAAUCAGGGGGAUGUUCGGACGGUGGGGACCCCAUGAAAUAGGAAAAUAGAGGGUGGGGACAUUUUAUUUUGGCAAAAUGAUGCAAAAUUGCCCUUAUAUCAUUCGUAAUGACAAAAUACGUUAAAUCAUGCCGGAAAAUGAUAAAAACGGAUGUAAUGUACGUUCUUUGUCUCGUAGCGACAAUUUGUAAAUUUGGCUAAAUUUGUGCGUUUGGGGUGUGCAAGUUUAGACGCUCACAUACAGACUUAUGUUCAUUCUAUUGAAAACAUUUUUAUUGGGUUCAAUUUGCAAAAGAUAUAUAAAAGUUCAGAACUAGCAAAACCCUCUUUUGUUCAUUAACUGAAAAAUCUUAAGGUAGCAGGGUACACUUCGAAUUUUGGCCCCCGUCAAUGUGUUGUAAUUAGAACUUCGUGAUUUUGGUUGUCUGUAAAUUAAGGUGAGAGAAAAUGAUUGUUAAUUCUUUAGAAAAUUUAAACAGCCGAUACACGUAAAAUUCUGAUGUAAGUUAUAAAACUAACUGCUGCUAGCUUUGUACGAAUCGGUGAGUCACCUUGGCGCGGGAAAUUCAAAUCACGGAAGGAUUCCGUGCUUGUUGACUGAUACUCAGGAACGUUUUCGCUAUUUUGUGGAAAAAAACGAGCUGGAUGGGCCCCAUUCCCUUUAUAUCCUGUAGUUCAGUAGGGACUAUUAAAUUGAGAAAUGCAAUGAAAUUGGGCAUUGUUCCUGCAGCGGGAUCAUUGCAGGCUGUUCAAAAGGUGCAAAAUUGAUGAUUUUGGCAUGCUAUUAUUAAUGGAAUAUGUAAAACUUUCGUUUUGAUAACUUUCUGUAUUCUUGUAUGAGAGUCCUGAUCUUGCAAUUAAUUAAAAGCACAAAACAUGCAUGCAAUUUAUAAAGUGGCCAUCCUGAAUCUGCUUAUUAGGGAAGUGCAAUAUUGCGACUCGCUACAUGUAAGCCCGGUCGUGCCCAAAAUUUUCGACCCUAAGUGUACCCUGCUACCUUAUAUUCAUUGUUUCUUGUUUGCAUUUUCUAUGUUAUAUCUCGUGUUAAAUUUAUCAAUUAAUCAGACCAAAAUCGAUAACUGGACACAGAAUUUAAAGAUUUCGUUGUUAGAUAUUGUAAAGUGAAAACUAAUAUAUAAUUUGCAGACUCAGACAUGUUAGAGGCAGUGUUUUAUCCGUCCACUACAAUACUGAUAUUAUAUAUAGGUUGUUUUAUGACACAAACCAAACUUUAGAAUAAUUACGUAGCUAGUCUCAGUCAUGUGAAAAACAAUUCCACGGCAAAGAUACGACAGGGUUAAACUGUUACAAUAUACAUAUAGGCAAAGUAAACAGUAAAUUUUACUAUUUUAUAUUAGCAGAAUUUCAAUCAAUGGUUUCCAUUAUUAAUUUUAGUUUGUACAUGAAAGUAAGAUUUUUAACCCAUCAUUUAGGUCACAUACUUCGUUACCUACACAGACAGCAUUAUAAACAUAACGCCAUCGCACGAAACUUGAGAAAAAGAAAGUUCAAGUUAUGAUUGUCAUGUUUGGUAUUUCAAGGAGUUCACUAGGGAUUGCUUGUAGUCUUGAGUACAUACACUUUUUCUGGAAUAAGGAAAAGAACAUGCGGAUCUAGAAGCUAUGGUAACUUUUUCACUUUCGGUUUUCUGUAUUCCUUUCCUGGAACGGGCAAAUGAAUCCUGGAGAAUACUUGACGUUCUGCCUUUGGUUUUUCCACUUGUUUUUCCAUUCACAACAUUAUUCACCAUUUAGGAUUGAACAUAAAGUAUCAAAACUGUUCUACAUUUAUCCACCUAAUAUUGCCUCAUAAUCUUACCUGAAUGACGUUUACUUUUAACGAUAAAAGCAAUUGUUGUCAGUGAUUGGUUGCAUUCAUUUCAAUUGUUUCAUAUUCUGUGUUCAUCAUCUUUGUGUUGUACUUUUGAACUCAGACAUUAACAGGUCAUUGGUAUUUUAUCAUUUAUUGUAACUUAUGUUAUAUAAUGAUAAUAAUAAUAAUAAUAAUAAUAAUAAUUCUGUUGUACUUUGCUGAAUUGUCUUUUCUGAUGUUUACUAUAUUUUAUUUGUUUCAUUUUUCUUUUUGUCUUACAAGUAUAUCAAUUUAUGUUUAAGACGAUUUCUGCUGCAACGUAUCCUCACAUUUGAAAAAUAUCGAUACAGAAUAUAUUAAACAUUUAGAAUACAAUGAAUCUUAAUGUUCUUAAAAGCCAGAUUUUCAGUUUUUAAGCUUUCCUCUCUUCAAAAUCAUAUCGAGGUAAAUUCAACAUCUUGAUACAUUUCAAAUGAAAGCCAGAUAUUUAGAUCUAGGGAAAUAUUUUGAAGACAGAAACAAACUAAAACAAACAAACAAAAAGAAACGGUAGACAUCGUUUGCAACAAGAAAAGUAACAUUGUUAUUUUCUGAAAAACAGUUUUAAGUGCUUUUGCUGCAGUGUUAACAAAUAAAUAACUUUUAUAUUGGCAAAAAAGUAUUUUUAUUUCUGCUAUGAUAUGCCCCUAAGAAAGAGUUUAUUCGAAAGGCGCAUUUAGUUUCAUGUUCUUCAUUUUCCCACCUACGCGACACACUACGUAUUGAAUUGCGUAAUCUUUGUAUAUUAGGACCAUGGCAUAAUUUAUUAUGUAAGACUGGCUACUAGCAGAGCAUUCAAUCCUCUUACAAUUAAAUUAAAUCAUUGUACUAUUAUUUAUCAUUACUAGAUCUAGUAUCAUCAUCAUAAUCAUCAUCAUCAUUAUCGUCCAUAGUCAGUCAAUCCUUUGAAUGAAAUGUGAAUUCAGGUAGGAAUGGAUAGACUACAUCAAAAGUAUAUUUCAUCCAAAAGAUAUAACUGAACUGACUUCUGUUUGAUUAAUGCUUCUAUUCCAUUUUGGUAUAAAGAUCCAGAGUUUUCCAAUGAUUUCUAAGACUAUAGGUGAAACAUGGUGGACCUUAUGCGCUGAAUAAGAUCAAAACCAGUGUCUCGGUAGCGGAGAGGUUAGGUCUGCAUUUGAAUCACUUCCGAAAGUAGGUUCGAAGCCUCACUCGGGAUGAAGAAGUAUUCAUGUGAGAAAGUAUGUGGUUCUACCCGGUUCUACCUAUCCAUACCUGAAACAAUGCCUGGCUCCACAAUAAAAAUCUGGAAAUGUCUGCAUAUGACCAAAACUGUGUCUAUGUGACUCUGAACCACAUAAAAACAAAAACAAUCUAUAAAAUCUUUGUGUGCAGAUGUGUUCAACUGACCUCAAGUAAAAUAGAAUUGACCAUAUAGAAUGACAUGUAUAAUUUAAGAAACUGGUAACAUUUCUUCCAAAAAUUAAAACCACUGAAUUUUCUGUAAACAGCUUUACUUAUUUGAAAAGUCUGCAUGCGUCAGCCGCAAGUCACCUAAAAUAUCUUUCUCUUGAAAUCAGAUUAUGGUAAGAACCAUCAAUAACUCCCCCAGCGUUUGCAAUUAAUAAACGUGUUAACCAAAAACCUUAACGCCCGCUUAGCUCAGUAGGUAAGAGCGUUGGUCUACGGAUCGCGGGGUCGCGAGUUCGAUCCUCGGGCGGGGCGUAUGUUCUCCGUGACUAUUUGAUAAACGACAUUGUGUCUGAAAUCAUUAGUCCUCCACCUCUGAUAAUUCAUGUGGGGAAGUUGGCAGUUACUUGCGGAGAACAGGUUUGUACUGGUACAGAACCCAGGAACACUGGUUAGGUUAACUGCCCGCCGUUACAUGACUGAAAUACUGUUGAAAAAACGGCGUUAAACCCAAAACAAACAAACAAACAAACAAACAAAAACCUCAACACACUUAUUUCACUGGGUGUUUACUAGUUAUUUCCCUUGAGAUUAUUUUUCAGUUCUGCCAUUUCAUGUAAUUUAACCAUGUCUAAGACUGUUGUUGUCAUGAUUGUUUUCAUGUUCCAAUGU
Molecule: messenger RNA, 6942 nt
Organism: Mercenaria mercenaria
Lineage: Eukaryota; Metazoa; Mollusca; Bivalvia; Venerida; Veneridae
Product: NF-kappa-B inhibitor cactus-like
Exons: 2
Coding region: 181-1209 (342 amino acids)
Molecular function (GO): protein binding
Source: RefSeq, a predicted model, not a curated record